Molecule: messenger RNA, 216 nt
Organism: Cooperia oncophora
Lineage: Eukaryota; Metazoa; Nematoda; Chromadorea; Rhabditida; Trichostrongylidae
Source: the annotation of a GenBank genome assembly
AUGCUAUUGUGGCUCUCAGUUAGAGUGGAAUUUGUGGCGCAUCUUAAAAAAAGUGAUGAAACUGCCGCUGAGAACUGGACGGACGAGCAGGGCGAUUUAUCAAGUGACCAUUAUCAAAAUGACUCCAAGCACGGCUUAUUCCAUGGUAAUGGACAGAGUAACGAGAGUGAAUGUGAUGAAAAUGGAUGUCGUGUAAUACGAGAGAUUAUCGUCUAA